CGAGGCCGGCCCCUAACUCUUCCGGCGGCCAGCGACGAUAGGACAGACCUUCCGGUGAUCUAGGUCAGGCCCCGCGCCUGGUAUAAAAUCUGCCGGACGCCAGACCAGAAGCACACUCGAAGUGGUCAGCAGUUCGGAAACAGCCAUGUUCGCUCAGCUCCUCGUCCUGGCUCUGGCUUCGGCCGCCUACGCCGGCUUUGUCGGCCCCGCUGUCGCCGUUGGCGGCUACGGCCACGGUGGCUACGGCGGCUACGGCGGCUAUGGUGGAUACGGCUACGGUGGAUACGGACACGGUGGAUACGGACACGUCGCUGUUGCUGCUGCCGCCCCCGUCGUCAAGGCUGUCGCUGCUCCCGUUGUGGCCAAGACCGUUGUCCAGGACGUCUAUGCUGCCCAGCCCUACAAGUUCGGUUAUGAGGUGAACGACGGACACGGCAACCACCAGAGCCGCCACGAGGUCGCUGAUGCCCACAACAACCGCGUAGGAUCCUACAGCUUCACCGACAACUACGGCCGCCACCGUAGCGUGCACUACGUUGCUGACGGACAUGGCUUCCGCGCUUCCGUCAAGACCAACGAGCCCGGAACCGCCGCCUCCCACCCCGCUGGCGCCGUCUACCAGACCCCCCACGCCGUGAAGGCUGCCCCCGUCGCCGUCGCCGCCGCUCCCGCCUACCACGCCCCCGUCGCCGUCGCUGCCCCCGUUGUCGCUAAGGCCGUCGCUGCUCCCGUUGCCGUCGGCUACGGUGGAUACUUCGGAGGCUACGGCCACGGCGGCUACGGCCACGGCUACGGCCACGGCUACGGCUACCACUAAAUCAUGUGUCAUCUUGUUAGGACUAUAACUAUUAUUUAUGUGCCUUCUUCGUUCGUCUCUCCGCCCCGCCGCCUCCGACAACAACACCGGUGUGAUGUGCGUUCAUCGCCGCGUUCCCCCGCAAGAAGCAGAUUGUCUGUCUGUCCACCACCUCUUUUCCACAUCUGCGCCUCCUAGGAUUUCUUCUAUUUCCGUUCUUCCCGGGCUGCUGCUGCAAGAUUGGCCACGCACAACGACCUGUCCUUCCGUCGUCGCCGCCUCGGCUGUCCUUUCCUGUCCGUCUUGUGUGGCUUUUUCCCUUCUUCGUCUAGUAGUAUUUCUCUACUCCUCGGGGAUCCCUGCUGACCACGCCCCCCUUCUUCUUUUCCACCCUCCUGUCCCAACGUCGCCGCAAUGUUCGUCUCUAUCCCCUGUCCUCCACGUCCUGACGACACAACUCUUCCUUCCGGCUCCUCUGUCCUGUCUGUCUUCCCGCCACGAAAUUUCUUUUGCGGUGUUCUGUUACGUUGUUUGUAUUAUAAAAAACUGCUUUACAAAUAAAGUAUGUUGUCUGUUCUUUUACGUUUUCCAA
Messenger RNA from Rhipicephalus sanguineus (brown dog tick), 1388 nucleotides. Its product is annotated as cuticle protein 64. Gene Ontology annotation, molecular function: structural constituent of chitin-based larval cuticle. The record is from RefSeq and is a predicted model, not a curated record. Lineage: Eukaryota; Metazoa; Arthropoda; Arachnida; Ixodida; Ixodidae. The coding region runs from base 146 to 817 and encodes 223 amino acids. The transcript is spliced from 3 exons. Gene Ontology annotation, cellular component: chitin-based extracellular matrix.